CGAUGCAUCCAAAAUUAUAUAUUUUGAUAUAUUUCAGAAAAAUGAGUUCUCAAACAUUGUUAUCGAAGCUGGGGAAACUACCGAGGAUACCUCAGCUGCCUCCGUUCCCGGAGAAGCUCAAGGGAGGACGGAUUGAAAAAUGGAAGACGUAUUGGAUGGGCGUGGUCUCAGAUUAUAAAGAGGCGUGCCUGGAGGUGAAACAAAUGUGUACAUCAAGACCCUACAGAACAGCAGUACUAGCUUCAACGGGAGUUUUCCUGGGUUACUGUGUAAAAACUAAUCCUACAGAACAAGAUUAUAAAACCAACUUUAUGGAAAAUGGUCUUGAGCUCGGUCAAAUCAGUGACACACUGCGUAACGGUGGAUGUGACAAUUUACAGAACUACGUGUCCAGAGCUUUCAACGCCCAGCUAGUUAGACGACUAAAUAUGGGCAUAUUAUCAAGAAAAUGGUGGAUAUCUGAGAGGAAGAUGGCGGAGGCUGAUAUUAAUGAAAAUGAAUGGAAUGAGUCGGGAAAAGCUACACAACCUGAAAAUCAGCUGAGAAGGAUGUGGUGAUAUGCUUUCGAUUUAAGUGGAAGCUGGAGUUUGAACUUCCGAUUAAGCUGAACCUUGAGAUUAAACUUCCGAUUAAGCUGAACCUGGAGAUUAAACUUCCGACUAAGUUUAACCUGGAGAUUAACUUUUUAAUUUAUCUGAACCUAGAGCCAAAACCCUCUUAUUAAGCUAAACUUUGAGAUAAAAUGUCCGCUUAAGUAGAACCUGGAGAUUAAACUCCCAACUGAGCUAUACAUUUAGCUGCAACCCACCGAUUAGGCCUUAACCUGGAGCUAAGGUCCUAAUUGAGCAGAACCUGGAGAUUAAAAUCCCGACUAAGCUGAACUCCAAGCUAAAGCCCUCCGAUUAAGCUGAACUUGGCCGGAGCUUAAUCCUUGAUUUUACUCUUCACAACCAGAAACCCGGAUCAAAAUUGCAAUAUGUUCAAAGAAUUAAGCUUUGAUGUGUUUAAACUUAGAUAAACUUGGAUAUUGGAAGUUUGUGCUUCCUCCGCACAAGUUUUGAAGUUCAGUUUUAUUUGCUCAAAUUCCGUGUUUAGAAGUCAUUGACAUCAAAGAUUUUAUAUAUUUUCAGAA
This is a messenger RNA of Eurytemora carolleeae, 1132 nucleotides long. RefSeq names its product mitochondrial import inner membrane translocase subunit Tim29. Lineage: Eukaryota; Metazoa; Arthropoda; Copepoda; Calanoida; Temoridae. Gene Ontology annotation, cellular component: TIM22 mitochondrial import inner membrane insertion complex. Gene Ontology annotation, biological process: protein insertion into mitochondrial inner membrane. The record is from RefSeq and is a predicted model, not a curated record.